Molecule: messenger RNA, 4962 nt
Organism: Funneliformis geosporum
Lineage: Eukaryota; Fungi; Glomeromycota; Glomeromycetes; Glomerales; Glomeraceae
Source: the annotation of a GenBank genome assembly
AUGCUUAAAGCUACUUCAAAUGCAGUAACUCGUGAAAAACAAUAUCAAUUUUCUCAAUUAGUACAACUUGGACGUGCACUUGAAAGUCCUAACUUGAUUUCUAACUCAAAUUCUAUAACAUACGAAAAUCCUACAUCUGCAAAAGAUUUAUUAUCAGCAAUAUCUUUAUCAAUUGAAAAAGAACUGUGGAAUGAACUUUAUGAAACUACAAGCAUUGCGUUGGCUUGCAAUUCAGCUCAAAAGCAUGUAGCUUUUUGUAAAUAUAUCGAAACUUUAAUUAAAGAAACAUAUAAUUUCUUUAGUAAUUCUGAAAAAAGAGUUGAUACUUUAAGGCAAUUCCAGUCAGUAUUGGAUCACCCGAUUUUAAAGAUAAAAAAUAUCUCUGAGAUUAGAUGGUUAUCUUGGUAUGAAGCAGUUAAAAGUAUAUGUAUAUCUAUCGAACCAUUACUGGAUACAUUUCUUGAAAUAGCAACAACAAAUUCUUUUCAAAGACAACAAUCAAUAUUUGAUUUAUAUUCUAAAAUUUGUAAUUGGAAAGUUUUGGUUUUUUUACACUUUUUAUACGAUAUUUUAGGCCAUUUAAUGGAACUUAAUAAGAUGUUUCAACGAAGAUAUAUUAUGUUUUCUGAUAUCGAUCCUAUAAUUAAUUCUACUAUUCAAAAAAUACAACAUGAAUAUUUAGAUAUGGAAAUCCAAAUACCACCAGCGGAAGAUUCUUUUAUUGGAGAUCACCAUAUUUUAUUUAACUCUGAGGAUGAAAUUAAUUUACUAGAAAUUAUGGAAUUUGCAGCAGCUAUCAAUUUUAUCUGCCAUGAAAAUAAUGAAUCCAAUGGAAUGAUUGGCUAUGACGAGGAAGAAUUAGAAAAGUUAAUUAAUAUUUAUGGAAUAGCUAAAGAGUCUAAUUAUCCAAUGCCAAUUAUUGAUGCUGAUGCUAUUCGUGAUGAAUGGAAUAAUUUUAAAGCUAUAGUCCUAGCAAAUUAUGACAAACUUUCUACUGAUGAUUUCCUUCCUAAUAUUCUUAUUUUGAUUAGUAUAUUUUAUUCUAUACCAUUUUCUAGUAUAGAUUGUGAAAGAGGAGAAUAUCGUUACAUAAAUUCUUCGAUAUCGUUAAAAACGUUUAAAACUAAAAGAUUGGAAAACAGUACUACAGUGCAGUUUACCAAAACUAGUGAAUUUUCACCAGUUCAGACUAUUGCAUGUCAUAAUUAUUCUACAGCGACAGAACACGUUUCUGUUUCGGCAAAUUCGCCUACAGUUUCUUCCAAAAUAAACUAUAUUUCUCCAGAACCGUUAAACAUAAAUAGUCAAUUAGUAAUUCUUCCCCAACCAAGAUAUACUCCCAGAGAAGCGGGAAAAAUACAUUCCGGUGCCUUUUCAGAACACCUAGCUGUUUUACGAGCUUGCUUAAAAAUAGGUGAAAUAGAACGUGCCAGGCAUAUUUUAUCCAGUUUAAAUAAACAUUGUACAGACGAUGCGAAGAAAUAUCUAGACAUUAAGUUGCAUAAUGAGUUUAUCGAAGCUUACUUGGAAGCAAAACCACCUAGGGUCAAUGAAGCUUUACAGUGGUUCGAUCAGUUGAAUUAUCAUAGACUAACCCCUGACUUGGCAACUUUUUCCAUUUUAAUAAGGGGUUAUCUGAGACUGGACUUAGAUUUGCUCGGAUAUUCGAUGUUAAAUGUUUUGGUAAAGGAAAUUGAGGAAUGUGGAUAUUCAUUUGAACAAUUAAUUGAAAGUAAUUUAUUAUCUGACAAAGAAACAGAAAAAGUAUUGCAUUUAUUAAGAACAGAUCCAGAAUCAAAUACAGCAUCAAUAGAACUUUUAAAAAAAAUUGAGAAUGUUAUUGAGAAACAGAAUCCUGUUUUAAAUGAAGAAUUAAUUUUAGAUGAGCCGGUUCCUACGAAGUCGUUUGGGGUAAAAAUUAUGAAAAAUGCUCUUCUGGCCAUUAAGGAAAGAGAAUUAGAUCUAGUUAAGCGACAAAUAAAAUUAGAAGAGAAUGCAUUACAAGCUGCUAUGGGACGUUGGAAACAUGAAAACGAACAGCGUAAUCGAAAGGAUAAACUGGCUGGUUUACAAAAGAAUGUUUUGAAAAAAUCGAUAUGGAUUUGGCACGAAAAGUUAACCCCUUUAAUUCAAGAGGAAUUGGAGAGAUGUAAAAACAAAGAAACAUUAUUAACCGAUAAGGAACGCGCCAGUUAUGGACCAUUUUUGCAAUUAUUAAAUGCCGAAAAACUUUCGGCUAUUACAAUAUUGGAAUUAUUGCGUCAACAUGGCGUAGGAGGAGUUAUUGAAGGAAUGAAAACUACCCGCGCUGUGCUUUCGAUUGGCAAAGCCGUCGAAAAUGAGUAUAAUUCAGAGCAAUUAAAGAAGAAACAAAGUCGCAAUAACGGGUUCAAAAAAGACUUAAAUGUUCAUGAACUUUUUUCAUCUGGAAAACUGUUCAAUAUGGCAAUCCGACGAGAAGCGGCAAAAAUUGAGACAAAAGAUAUGGAAUCGAAAUGGAAUCCGGAAUGGCCAAUAACCGUCAGAGCCAAGGUUGGUUCUAUCUUAGCUUCUAUGUUGUUGGAGUGUGCAAAUAUUCCAACAACUACUAUUAAUCACGAAACAAACGAGGAAAUUUCUAUGGAAGCACCAGCUUUCUAUCAUUCAUAUAUUCAACACAGAGGAAAAAGGAUUGGUGUUAUUAAGCUUAACCCACAAUUAAUUCAAUAUUUGUCAAAAGAACCUGUUAGAGAUAGUGUACAUCCACGAAUGUUACCAAUGUUGGUACAUCCAAGGCCUUGGUUGACUUUUAAUAGUGGUGGAUAUCUUACAUCCCCAACAUAUGCCAUGAGGGCAAAAGAUUGUCCUGAACAGUUAGCUUAUCUGCAAAAAGCAUCUGAAGAAGGAUACCUGGACCGUGUCUUCGCAGGAUUGGAUGUUCUUGGAUCCACUUGUUGGGUAGUUAAUAAGAAAGUAUACAAAAUUGUUUUAGAAGUUUGGAAUAAAGGAGAGGCAUUAGGCAAAAUACCACCAGCCGAAAUCGAUUUAAAAGUUCCUGAUAAACCUGAAAAUUAUGAGACUGAGAUGUAUGCGAAAGUAAAAUGGUUUAAAGAGUGUAGAGCAGUUUCUCGUAAAAUAAGUAAUAACCAUUCUGAAAGAUGUACAGCGAAUUAUAAAGUCGAUAUUGCUGGUGCUUUUUUAAAUGAAACUAUGUACUUUCCUCAUAGUCUUGACUUCCGAGGUCGUGCAUAUCCGAUACCACCAUUAUUUAAUCAUUUAGGAAAUGAUUUGUGUCGAGGUCUGUUGUUGUUCAAAGAACCGAAACCAUUAGGUAAAAAUGGGUUGAAUUGGCUCAAGAUUCAAAUUGCCAACCUAGUUGGGUAUGACAAAGCUUCUUUCGAAGACCGUAUAAAAUUUACAAACGACCACAUAGAAGAUGUAAAGGAUUCUGCUAUAAAUCCUCUCAAUGGCAGAUGCUGGUGGAAGGAAGCUGAGGAUCCUUGGCAAUGUUUGGCAGCGUGUUUUGAAUUACACGAAGCGUUGGAAUCUUCAGAUCCGGCAAAACAUCUAUCACAAAUUCCAAUACAUCAAGAUGGUACAUGUAAUGGAUUACAACAUUAUGCAGCACUUGGUGGCGAUUUGGAAGGCGCAAAACAGGUCAAUUUGUAUCCUUCAGAUAAGCCAUUUGACAUAUAUAGUGGUGUAGCUGCAAGAGUAAACGAAUUAAUUGCAAAUGAUGCAAAGCAAGAUGAUGAACUAGCAAAAAUAUCGUGCGACAAAAUUACUCGUAAAGUCGUCAAACAAACUGUGAUGACUAGUGUUUAUGGUGUGACUUUCAUUGGGGCUAGGUUACAAAUAGAAUCACGUCUUAAAGAGAUUGAAGAUAUUCCUCAGGAAAAAGUUAGAGAGUUGUCGUUAUAUAUUACUAAACUCGUAUUUACAUGCCUUGGAGAAAUGUUUCAUGGAGCUAGAGCUAUUCAAGACUGGCUUGUUGAAUGUGCGAAGAGGAUUUCAAAAAGUGUACCAUCAGAAGUUGUAUUUUCAGAUCAAAAUUUAUCUGAACAUAGAAUUGAAGGAAAAAAUUUUAUGGAAAAUGAUCUAGAAAAAUUGCAAUGUUCAUCCGGGAAUGGAAACGAAGAAAUGAAUAAUAAUAUAAAGGAGGUAAAUGGCAACGAGGAGAAUAAACAUAACAAUUUGACUAAUAAAAAAAGAUCUAUUGUCAUAAUACCACCUAGUAAACCCGGUUUAAACCAAAUGACAACUGUAGUUUGGACCACACCAUUGGACUUGCCAAUUGUACAGCCUUAUCGUAAAUUAGGCAAGAAAGCUGUCAAGACUAACCUUCAAACUAUUAACAUUGAAGAUCCAGGUGUUCCUAGUCCGGUGAAUUCUAUUAAGCAACGGGCAGCCUUUCCUCCUAAUUUUAUUCAUUCUCUUGAUGCGACUCACAUGUUAAUGACUGCAUUGGGUUGUAAGGAAAAAAAUUUGGAGUUUGCUUCUGUGCAUGAUAGUUUUUGGACACACGCUUGUGAUGUGGAGGUUAUGAAUGAAAUAAUACGCGACCAAUUCAUCAAACUUCAUGAACAACCUAUCAUGGAGAAUCUUAGAAAUGAAUUUAUCAAGCGGUAUAAAGGAUAUAAAGUUCCAAUUAAAGUUCUAAGAGAAGAUUUUGAACAAUUGAAAUUGCAAAAAAUGAAGGAAACUGAGAAAGGUUCGACAACAAUAACGGAUAAUGGGUACGAACCAAUUCUUAGUUUGGAUGAACUAUAUAAGAUCGUUCCGAAUUCUCAAAAAAAUAAGGAUUCAAAACUCAGAGAAUUUGCAAAUGCUUUAAAUGCAAAUGAUAUAAUAGAUCUGGGCAAUGAAACAGCAAAAUCAAUAAUUGACAUAACAGAAUUCGAUAAUUUAACUUUUCCAAAAUUGCCAGCAAAAGGAGAUUUUAAAUUAUCUUCAAUUAUGAAAAGUCGAUAUUUCUUUAAUUAA